Aspergillus melleus is the source of this 1101-nucleotide messenger RNA. RefSeq lists its product as uncharacterized. Bases 1 to 1101 code for a protein of 366 amino acids. NCBI's taxonomy places the organism in Eukaryota, Fungi, Ascomycota, Eurotiomycetes, Eurotiales, Aspergillaceae. The transcript has 2 exons. The record is from RefSeq and is a predicted model, not a curated record.
AUGUCAUCUGUUAGCGGAAUCUGGUUUCUGUUUCUCGCCACUGCUGCAACGUCCCUCCUGUGGGGGGUCAGUAUCUGGAACGGGACUGUCAAGGAACUGCUUCUGACAGCUUACCGUGGCAAAUUUGAAGAUGGCACCCCGUUUCAUACUGACUAUACUGGCUUUCUGCCACUCGACUUCCCUAUUGCUGUUCUAGUGGCCUUUUUCUAUUACGGAACAAACGGGUCGCACCCUGGCUACCAGCAAUUCCUCGUGGACGCGUAUUCGACGUUGCAGCUGGCUUUUGUUUGGCUGUAUGCUGAAGGACUCCGGCUAGAGGACAAACCAUAUCCGAUUGCAAAUCCUCUCAUCUGGGGUCUCCUUUGGCAAGCACUCGGCGGCGCCAUUGCCUGGCCUAUUUAUUUCUUCUAUCACAUUCGAUGGUCUAACUCUCGACAAGGACAGCUUCGUCCGCUUUCCCUAUCGUCCGCAAAGGCACUUCCAUUCAGCUUUCUUCUGGGUGCGGUUCUGCCAGCUGUGAUAGGCAUGCUUCCAACCUGGUACCCUCGAUCUCCUCAUGUCCAUCAGUCCGUCCUAGCAGCAUGGCAGCCCGACCCUGUCUGGGUAGCAGUCAUUCAAACAUUCCUCACAAAGUUGUUCUCCGCACCGGAAAACGCAAACCAGGCCGUGUGGUGGACGCGGGCCUCCCUCUUAUUGUCAGCGGUGGCGUGCACGAUCGGACAUUCACACACUCUUUGGACGGUUAUCACAUCGUCCGAUGAGCGACUUAGCUUUCCACGCAUGUAUAUUCCGCAUCUGGUGAACGGACCACAGGACGCGACGGUCCGACUAGCAAGCGGUCCCUGGCUCUUCCUCCAAUACGACCUUAUUAUAUACUCGUUGGCAAGCGUGUCUUGGGCAUAUAUUCUUGUCUCGCGAUUGGUGACACCGGGAGCGCUGCCUCGCCUCGUGGUGUUACCAACGCUUUUCAUAGUGGGGUCGGUGAUCCUGGGGCCUGGUGCCACUGUUUCUUUGGCGCUGUUUUGGAGGGAAGGAAAUGUUCCUGUGAGCCGGAAGGAUCGGAGAUUACCCAGGAAGUCAUUCAAUAAAUUGAAGCAGUGA